AUGGCAGCCAAGAGUAAUACUGACUCUGAAGAUUUGCAAGGGAAGGGUGCAGAUAAUGGAUUUGCUGAAGAUUUGAAAUGGCUAGGCUUCCAGAGACAUGAAGGGCUAAGACUAGUACCUACGAUCGACGAAGACGUCAAAGGUUCUCUAAUAUUGUUGAAAGAGCCAGAAUCCCUAGCUGGUGAAGAUGCUUUCUCAAGAAGAGAGAGAUUAGCCGAGUUGAUAUUCAAGAAUAAGCACUAUAGGGACAUCUUUGAAGCAUCCAUUUACUAUAAGGACGGCACUGAUGAACAGAACAUGGAUGAAGAAGAUGAAGUUGAAGAAGAAGAGGAGGAGGAUUUUUAUACACCGGCUAGCGGAUCACUGAUUGAUUCUAGGAAAUUUCUGAUACGAUAUUCAUUGAAUAAGGCCAGGGAAAGAUUAAUGAAGGAGUCACAGAGGUUUCAGGAGUUUGAUAUGACCCAAGAGAUUAAGAAAAGGCGACAUUUUGCCAUGAAAACGAAGAAUAUUGAACUUAUGGGAUCUCAAGUGGUAUCAACUAGACCAGUCUCACAGGUAUCCUUGUCUCCCAAUGGUUCUCUUGUGGCAGCGGCAAGCUGGGCAGGUGAUUUAACAAUUCUCAAUAGUCAGACAUUAGAGAUAUUGCAAAAUAAACCUCAAAUCCACAUGGGUAAGAUUGGUGGGAUCCAUUGGAGUCCCACUGGUGAUUUAAUCACUGCAGGUGGUGAAGAAGGGAGUGUAAAACUAUUUGGCUAUAAAUCUAAUACAUUAGAAGAAAUGGCAACGUUGAAUGGUCACGAAAAUAGGGUUACUGACUCCAAGUUCCAUCCUAGCGGAAGAUUUAUUGCUAGCGCAUCUUUCGAUAUGACCUGGAGACUUUGGGAUGUAGAGACACAAGAGGAAUUACUUCUGCAAGAGGGACACGGUAAAGAAUUGUACUCAUUAGGGUUUCAAUGCGAUGGUUCGCUGGUCUGUAGUGGAGGAAUCGAUUGUAAAGGACUUGUGUGGGAUAUAAGGUCCGGUAAACGUGCAAUGUCGUUAUCAGGACACACUAAACCAAUUUAUAGCUUAGAUUGGUCCCCCAAUGGAUAUCAAGUGGCCACAGGUAGUGGUGAUGGUACUAUAAGAAUUUGGGAUUUAAGAAAACCUGAAGAAUACCAAACAAUAUUGGCUCACAAGAGUAUUGUUACCAAAGUCGCAUUCGAGAAAAAUGGAAAUUGUCUAGUGUCUAGCGGCUACGACAAGUCGAUCAAUUUAUAUGGUGCUUACAACUGGGCCCAAUUGACGACUUUACAAGGUCAUAUGGAUAAGAUACUUUGUGUUGAUAUAUCCGAAAAUGCAUCAUCAGUAGUGAGUUGUGGAUGGGAUAGAUCUGUCAAACUAUGGACAAUGCAAAAUUAA
Zygosaccharomyces rouxii is the source of this 1401-nucleotide messenger RNA. RefSeq names its product U4/U6-U5 snRNP complex subunit PRP4 (gene PRP4). The record is from RefSeq and is a predicted model, not a curated record. The transcript has a single exon. Gene Ontology annotation, molecular function: U6 snRNA binding; protein binding; U4 snRNA binding. Lineage: Eukaryota; Fungi; Ascomycota; Saccharomycetes; Saccharomycetales; Saccharomycetaceae. Gene Ontology annotation, cellular component: U4/U6 x U5 tri-snRNP complex. The coding region runs from base 1 to 1401 and encodes 466 amino acids. Gene Ontology annotation, biological process: mRNA splicing, via spliceosome.